AUGCCCAUUUUGAGUUAUGAGGAUAAUGUGAUUUUUAGUGUGGUUUUGGAGAGGUGUGUUGGGUCUUUGGUUGGUGAAAUGGUGGUGGAAGAUGUGGAGAGUGGUGGUGAGGCUUCGAAGAGGGAGUUUAGGAGGCGUUUGAGGUUUAAAAGAAUGUCCAAUUUGGUUCAAACGGAGGUACGUAUUGUCCCCAACACGGGUUUUGGCUUGGAUUAUGUGGAAAUUGGAGAAGUAGAGUUUAGGCUGGAUAAUAGUAUUUUAGUGCACCCUUACUUGGUUCCUAUGUUGGCAAGUCGUCAGUUGAUUGCUUUUUAUAUUAAGGGAUGGAUUCGAAGUAGGUUUAGGCUGAAAGCUUUGUGUUUAGGAGUUGGAGGUGGAGCUUUGCUUGGAUUUUUAAAAGCCAAACUGGGAUUUCAGGUUGUGGGUGUGGAGGACAAGGAAGUUUUAAGAGUUGCUACGAAGUAUUAUGGACUGGAAGAUGGUGGUGAGCAUAUCAAUGUUUGCGUUGGAGAUGCAAUAAAAGUUAUUGAGAAACUUGCUGGUCGAGGACAAAGUUUGGUUCUUUUGGUGCUCACGAGAUAG
Prunus dulcis (almond) is the source of this 582-nucleotide messenger RNA. RefSeq lists its product as uncharacterized. The transcript has a single exon. The record is from RefSeq and is a predicted model, not a curated record. NCBI's taxonomy places the organism in Eukaryota, Viridiplantae, Streptophyta, Magnoliopsida, Rosales, Rosaceae. Bases 1 to 582 code for a protein of 193 amino acids.